AUGGCCAAUGUUUCUUUGUGUUUUGGUCCAAACCCGUGUGUUAAACCUUUCAUAUUUGCAUGCAAAUCAACAUCUGCAUCGUAUGACACAGGCUCAAACUCAGGCUCAGGCUCAAACUCCAGUAAUACUAACUUUUACAAACUACUUUCAUUGAGUUCAAACAAAGUAGGAACCCAAGAGAUCAAAAGAGCUUAUAGAACACUUGCUCUCAAGUACCAUCCUGAUGUUUCACAUGAUCAAGACACCACCAAAAUGUUCAUUUUGUUGCAAACUGCUUACAAGACACUUGUUGAUCCAGUGUCACGUGAAGAGUACGAUUGUGCACUUGGGCGUGGAGAGCUUGGGCAUGUUUGCGUUGGUCGUAUGUCUAGUGAUCGUGGUGGAGAGUGUCGGAGGUGGGAGGGUCAGAUCGAUGAGCUCAAGAAACGCUCUAGUUUUCGUGCUGAGCGUAAAGAGGGAUCAUGGGGAAAUAGGGUAAGGUAUGCUAAUAGACCAAAUAAAGAAUAUUGA
Helianthus annuus (common sunflower) is the source of this 510-nucleotide messenger RNA. RefSeq names its product chaperone protein dnaJ 20, chloroplastic. Gene Ontology annotation, cellular component: chloroplast. Lineage: Eukaryota; Viridiplantae; Streptophyta; Magnoliopsida; Asterales; Asteraceae. The transcript has a single exon. The record is from RefSeq and is a predicted model, not a curated record. Bases 1 to 510 code for a protein of 169 amino acids.